AUGGUCUUUUUUGCUGUCUGUCUGGGGAUUUGUCUGUGUGGACUUGUGGGGAACGGCACAGUCCUGUGGUUCCUGGGCUGCAAGAUGAAGCAGAUCCCUUUCACUGUCUACAUCCUGAACCUGGCUGCUGCUGACUUCUCUCUGCUCAUGUUCCUUGUUCUGAAAUUCAUUCUAUCCAUUCUUUCAGAAGUCUAUUGCUUUUUCUGGCUUGAAUUUUUUCGGGCCAAAAUUGUCAUGGCCGUUCCGUUCCAGUUCUGGUAUUUCGCCAGCAUGUAUCUCCUGACAGCCAUCAACCUGGAGAGGUGUCUCUCCGCUGUCUUCCCACUCUGCGUGGUUGUUUUCCUCGAUCCUUUUUUGUUUGACUCGCCUCACCUUGAUAUUUCUUGCUUCCUGAUAUCGCUGAACAGCAGCAUCAAUCCCGUCAUCUACGUCCUG
This is a messenger RNA of Merops nubicus (carmine bee-eater), 435 nucleotides long. Its product is annotated as mas-related G-protein coupled receptor member X1-like. The record is from RefSeq and is a predicted model, not a curated record. NCBI's taxonomy places the organism in Eukaryota, Metazoa, Chordata, Aves, Coraciiformes, Meropidae. Gene Ontology annotation, cellular component: membrane. Gene Ontology annotation, molecular function: G protein-coupled receptor activity. The transcript is spliced from 2 exons. Gene Ontology annotation, biological process: G protein-coupled receptor signaling pathway. The annotation marks the transcript as partial.